Molecule: messenger RNA, 2133 nt
Organism: Blepharisma stoltei
Lineage: Eukaryota; Ciliophora; Heterotrichea; Heterotrichida; Blepharismidae
Source: the annotation of a GenBank genome assembly
AUGAAAAAAGUGGUAAAAAACAUCCUCGCAAGAAAAAACCAUCAAGACCAACCGAAAACGUUUACACAGGACGGAUACCUAGUGAUGGAAAGCAAAUCUCUGCAUAACUUAUCCAGUGCAGAACUAUGCGAAAUUAUUUAUAAAUUUGAUUCUGAAGUCAAACGACUAAAUCAGCAGCUGCAAAUUCCUCAGCAGGAAAAAUCUUCUAGUGAAAACGAAAUUAUCGCAAACCAAAGGAUAGAAGCUUUGCAAAAUGAGCUUAGAGCUAUGAGGAAAGAGCUGGAAAAUUCACAAAACGAAGCGAAAAAGCUAUCGGAAGAACUGUCAGGGAAAGACAGUCAAGGGCUGAAUUUUUCCGAGCAAUUAGAAUUUAUACAGUUUGAUACUCUGCAGAUGCCUAAUCCGUGCUGCUCGAAUAAAGACCAGGAAAUAGAAAAAUUAAACGAAGAAAUCAGAUCUUUGAAAGAAUCUAUAGAAACAAUCAAAACCAACCCACAGAUGCAGGAAUUAAAAAUCACAAUAAAUAUGAUGGAAAAAGAAAUUGGAAACCAAAAAAAUCAAAUUCAAAGCUUAAGUUCUGCUAAUAAAGGAUUCUUAGAAAAGCUGCAGAUAUUGAAUAAGCAAAAACAAGCAGCAGAAAUGGAAGCAAAUAAAGGCAAAAUUGAGAUCGAAUCGUUAAAGAAAGAAUUAAAUGCAAUGAAUUUUCAAAAAGAAGAUUUGGUGAAAGAAUUAAGAAAUUGCAAAAGCAAUUGUGCAGGAAAGGAAGAUAAACUUCAAAAAAAAUGCAAAAAAAUUAAAGAGAUUAAAGAGAAGCUUCUUGUGAAAACUAAUGAGUGUACAAAACUUGAAAGUGAAUUAAACAAUGAAAUGUAUCAAAAUAAAAAUAAUUUGUUUGCAAUUAAAGAAAAUUUUCAGAAAGAUCUUGAAAAAUUAAAUAUUGAGAAAGAAAACCAGAACAAAGAAUACCAAGAAGCAAUAAAACAACUGGAACUUUCUACAGAGAAUGAAAUAAAAAUAGUAAAAGAAAAAAUUAUCGAAAAAUCCAAAGAAAAUGAUAACCAAAAGUUAAAGAUUUCAGAGCUAGAAAAAUUAAUUGAAAAUCAAAAUACUAAAAUUUCUUCUCUUGAAGCUGAUGAAAAAUUACUCAAAGAAAAGAAUUUAAAAAAUAAAACAAAAAAAUCUGCUCUUAAAGCUCAAAUUUCUUCUCUCAAAGACGAAAUUCAGCGCGAGAAAAAUCGCUCUUUAACCCAUCCUGAACCACAAUUCACAUUAAACCUUAUAAAUAUUUCUCCCAAAGAUGCCCAAGCUUUGCAAAGCGUUUCCUUUGAGCUCGACUCUCUCUAUAAGCACCUGAUGAUAAUGAUGAUGAAUGGAUCUUCAUCGCUGUCUUCAAAUCCCGUAAAUUACUCCAUCCCAUGCCAAGAUUUCACUGCUUUUGAAGCCAAACUUAAUAAUUUACUAAUGCAAAUUCGUGAAGCUUUAGAUUCUCACCCUGAAGAACCUCAAAGCUCAUCUUGAGCCUCUAACUCCCCCCUCCGUGAGUGAACAAAACCAUUGGAAAAAUCCCUAUUUUUUGCCCAAAAACCCACCCUCGUGUGAGUGAACAAAAAUUUUUUUUUAAUAGAAAAAAUUUUUGUGAAAAAAAAUUGAAAAUAUAAGUGAUAAUUAGUAUAAUGAAAUCUCGAGCUAAUUCUGUUUAAUUUUAAACAAAUUGCUUUUUAAAAAUAAAUUUUAUAAAUUAAAUUAAUAUUUGCUUCCCAAUUUUUGCAAAUUAGAAUUUUUUUAAAAUUUCAAAAAAAAAUUUUUUCUAUAAAAUGUAUAUAUAUAUAAACUUUUUAAAAAUAAAAUUAACCCCUCCUCCGUGAGUGAACAAAAUUUUUUUGUUCACUCACGGAGGGGGGGAGUAAGCUAAAAUCAUCUCUGAGAGCGAACUUAAAUUUUAAACAAAACAGCCCUGUAAAAGUCCUCACGUGUUUUUCUCCGAAAGAGGAAACUAAAGUCUCUACUAUAGCAAGGCCAAUAGCCCCAAAAAAAAUAAUUAAUAAACAAGGUGGAGGGAGAACGCCUGAUCCUACGAGGGUUAGAAAUGAUAAUAAUGCACAUGAGAGAAGAAAUAGUAGCAGUAGCCUUUAA